AUGUUGGGCGUCUUCGUUGCGAUUACAAGGCUCGGUGCCUGGUGUCUUAUGCAGGAGCCCAUCCGGGUCCUUGCUGGGGGCGGGGCGCCGGGAACCUCCCAGGCCGCCCACCGCGGGGCCGGCUCGGGCGGGGGCGGGGACGGAGCCUGCGGCCGGAGUCACAGACACGCAGACACACGCGCGCCCGCAGGCCCGCCUCCGCCUGCCGCUCGCUCCCCGCUGGGCGCCUGGGGCUCCCGACCCCGGUGGCAGGCAGGUGGCCUCGGGGGCGGGGCUGGGGGCCGGACCCCGAGUUCGCGGUGCGGUUGGAGGGUGGCGGUCCGCGCCGCCCGCCAUGCAGGCGCUGGGGGGUUUGCCGUCUCGGGGCUCGGAGCCCCCAGCAGGGCCUGCCCGCAGGCGUGGGGGUGGCUUUGGUGGGGCGGCGACCCAGCCGGGCAGCUCCAGCCCGCACCGCACCCCAGUCCCGUGCCUGCGCGGGGCAGCUGGGGCCCAGACCCGGAGCCGACGCCCGCGGCUCGCCCGCAGGCCUGGGGCUCCUCGGGCUGCAGCCGGAGCGGACCGCCUGCCUCGGAGCUUUUACAGCGUAAACCAGGCUUCAUUCAUCCGCUGGCCACUUCACGGACAUUCGAGCGGAUCCCAGGUGUAAGCCAAGAUGGUCAGUGCGGCCACGGCGUCGCCCGGACACGACUGUGGACCCUCGGCGUCAUUCCUCUUGGGGACAUUCCUGCGUCACACACAGGGCUCCCCACGUGGAGUGAACUGCAGGCCCCACAAAACCCGGACCCACACCCGAGUCCACAACUUGUGUCGCAAGUAUUUUAUCCCACUGUGUUCCUGGGGCGCCUGGGUGUCCCCCUGGAUCAUCGCACUGUCUCCAAGUCCUGCCUGCCUCCUGCCGUUCCGACUUCCCUGCACGCGGACAGGGCGCUGUGGGGUCUGUCCCAGACAGGGUCUGUCCCCGCCCAGUGCUGAGGUCCUGGUGACCGCCAGCCCUCCAGAGGCUGCUUGAAGCGGACACACGGCUGGUGGCCUUGGACUAGGCCUCUGAAAACUCGCUGUGCUUGGUGGAAGCUCAAGGCCCUGAGGCGCCACGGCGCUGGUGGCCGUGGUGGGCGCGGACCUGCUAUUAGCGGUGGCCGGUUCGUCUGCUUUGACCCGGAGCCCUCAGAACCACGCAGCAGGCAAACGGCUGACAUUUGCUCAGACGGCCGUCCGAAGUGGAAACUGCCCGGUCGUGCUUUCUCCGUGGGCACAACCGGAAAGCCCUCCGUGGCUGCUGUGGCUCCACACCUGGUGUGUCUCUGACAUCUGGCAACAUUGGUUGCAUUCGUGGUUGGAUAACCGCACGGCGCAUUAUUUAUGGCAGCCUCGAGUACCCGAGUAGGCCCGGUUAACAGCCAUGGCUUUGUGCGGUCUGUCUUCUGGUCAAGGGCUGGCGGGUGGCCCGUGACGGUCACAGAAAGGAUGAGCUUCUCUGAUUUCGUCAAGGAAGCUGGUCUCAGAGCCAGGGGCCCAUUUCUCAGAACUGGGUAGCUCCUUGGCGCUGCAUUGGACACGUCCUUGUCCUUUACAGAGCGGGGACGGCUUCUUUCUCAUUGUUAGUAACCCAAGAGCAUCCCGGUGGAACCCCUGGUCUGUUACAUUUCCCAGCCUCUUAUGCGCAACGUCUGCCUGAUAUUCAUCAAACUAGAACAUGACGUCCAGAGGUGGAAUCCCUGCCUUCCCUUUCUGAUUUGACACCGUGACUCCUGGCAGACAUGGUUUCCUCUCCUGACCUCGGCUUGCCCGGCCCGCGAAAUGGGCUCACACAGAGACCCUUGCACGAGCAGAACCCACGAGUGUGAAAUCCUAUGGGAACAAUUCUGUAGUCUUUUUUUUUUUUUUAAUAUUUAUUUAUUAUUGAGAGAAAGAGACACAGAGCAUGAGUAGG
Molecule: messenger RNA, 1930 nt
Organism: Herpailurus yagouaroundi (jaguarundi)
Lineage: Eukaryota; Metazoa; Chordata; Mammalia; Carnivora; Felidae
Product: elastin-like
Exons: 5
Coding region: 1-972 (323 amino acids)
Source: RefSeq, a predicted model, not a curated record